Molecule: messenger RNA, 6578 nt
Organism: Papilio machaon (common yellow swallowtail)
Lineage: Eukaryota; Metazoa; Arthropoda; Insecta; Lepidoptera; Papilionidae
Gene: nrm
Product: hemicentin-1
Exons: 31
Coding region: 457-6402 (1981 amino acids)
Cellular component (GO): immunological synapse; tetraspanin-enriched microdomain; membrane
Source: RefSeq, a predicted model, not a curated record
CGGCUCGGGGAGGCUCGGGGAAGCUCGGGGCGGAUCGUGGGCGCCCGACGGGCAGGGGGAUGUUGUCAGCGGAGCCCCCAGCCCGCCUAGUCCGGCCCAGUGACGGUGCAGUCGCCGCUCGGAGCGGACGUGUGGCGUCUCUUGCGAACCGCUCGCACAUCGCGAUACGAAACUAUCGAACGACGCAACGUAUCUUUAUGGCGGGAAGUUUGUGAAUUUCGUGUGAAUUCCGAUAUAUUUUUGUGUUGUGCUAAUUAUGGGACGCAUCUAACCGCGGCCGAGGCGGACCGAUUGGAACGUUUCUCUCCAGUGUCAAUCAGUGAACGAGUCAAAAAUGUUUGAGUAAAUUCAGUGUGGAGUUCAUUCAACUCGGUACAGUUUGUGAAUUAAAUCUGUAUUGUUCGUGACCUGUGCCCUCUGUGAUGUGGUGACAGUGACAGGUGCGCGGAAAUCAAGAUGGCGCUCAAGAUGGCGCUCGAGAUGUUGACAGCUGUCAUGUUUGCCGCCAUCGUGUGUCACAGCGUGUCGGCUGAAAGAGAUCACGCGUCAGCAUUAGUAGGAAAUACGGCGAAGUUGCGAUGUCGCAUCGACGGCAAAUCGUGCGGAGAAAUGCACAGUAUCAAGUGGUAUAAGGCAGAUAGUCGCGUCUACGUGUAUUCAGCUUCAAAGGACGCCGCCAUCAACCGUCCUGAAGGGGAUAUGAUGGACAGAAUGUCAAUAUCUCACGAACCGAAUGCGACAUUUGCUGAGCUGGUGAUCACCAACGUGAAGCCUGAUGAUGAGGGCGUCUACCGCUGUGAGAUAACCUACCUCCAAGUCGGGGAGGACUGCAACACAGUACAGGUCACCGACUUUCAUACCUACAUAAAACCUCAGUCAGUAGAAGUGAGAACUGGUGACGGGCAAGUGCUGGCAGAUGGUGCUGUGCUGGGUCCUUUGUUGGAACGGACAAGGGUCAACGUGUCCUGUCUGGUGCGGGAAGGGAAACCACAGCCGAAGGUCGCCUGGUAUUUCAACGGCAAGGAAAUGUUAGAUGCUCAAACAACGACACCGGACAAAGCGACGGUGCAGCACGUGUUGCCUAUGAUAGUGACUCGCUACGAACUGCGCGGCGAACUCAAGUGCGUCGUCUCCUCCGCCGCUCUCGACGAGCCCAUCGUCAAGAAGAUAGAACUCGAUGUCAAAGUUCCUCCAAACAAAAUCUCAGUGACUGGAGUGGGUGGUCACGCCACUCAAGGCACACUACUGACGCUGAUGUGCGAGGUGUCCGGCGCACGUCCGGCCGCGCACAUUGAGUGGUACAACGGUACACAAAAGUUAAUAAAGGACGACAAUAACAUACAGCAAAAGCAGAUAGAAAUGAGUGAUUCAACAUUCGUGACUAAAUCCAACUUGACAUUUGAGGCGACUCGUUUCGAGAACGGCCGCAAGUUCCGCUGCGAAGCAAUCAAUGACGUCAUGGUUGAAACCAAAGAACAUCCCAUACAUGCCACCAGAGAACUGGAAGUUUGGUAUCCACCGCUCGUACACUUAGAACCAAAGAACAUAACAGUGGUUGAAGGUGCGAAAAUUCUGCUCAAAUGUGAAUACGAAAGUAACCCAUCGUCUCUCAAUGAAGUUAUCUGGUACCGCAACGGUGAGAAACUGAACGUGAACAGUUCUCACUAUGAGGGCGGCACGACGGAGCAACACGCUCUUAUCAUCGUGUCAUCCCGUGGAGAGGACCUCGGUAACUACAGUUGUCUACUCGCCAACACGGUGGGACAGGGCACUACUAACGAGACCAUACAUGUUAAUAUACUGUAUAAGCCUGAAGUGCGACUCAACAUGAGCGCUCAAAGCCCAAUCUUGGAAACUGAACACAGGAACGUUACCCUUACUUGUGAAGUGGUCUCCGGCAAUCCUCCCGUGUUGGAUGAGGUCAUCUGGUAUCUGGACGGGGAAAUGCUGAAGCACUUACCUGAAUGCAAUGGAACUAAUGAUAGUCUGUGCAAUGACGUAGACCCGUCAAUGCUUCUGCUGCAAGACACCACAAAGAGUUUCCAUGGCAACUAUUCGUGUAAAGGCAAGAACUACGCUGGUUGGGGCAACGAGAGCGCCAAAACUGAACUGGUUGUUAACUAUCCCCCAGGUCCGGCAAAGUUGACCUACUCUCCGUGGCGCGUCAUAAAGGGUCAGUCUUUAGUUGUCAGCUGCAGUGUUGAAGAGAAAGGGAGACCUGAAUCAAACAGAUUCCGAUGGCACCGCGGAGGUCGGCUGAUGAGUGACAUCGUGUCCGCUGACUGGACCAUAGACCCUGUCACACUGGAUCACCGCACCAACUUCUCUUGUCGGGGAAACAAUUCUGCCGGUGAAGGAGAACCGGCUUUUGCAAAUAUUGAUGUAUUAGCACCACCAAGCUUCAAAUACGCGAUGAAUCACUACAGCGGAGCUCUCUAUAGAUCUCAGAACAUCUCUCUGUCGUGUACAGUGGAGUGUGCUCCUCUCUGUAGUGUGCAAUGGCUGAAGGACGGUCAAGUUAUAGACCCUGACAAAACUGAUAGAUACUAUGUGGUGGAAAGGAAGAUAGAACCUCAAGUCAAUCGGAAUGACUUCGAAGCUACUGAAUCUACUUUGCACUGGAACAUGUCAGCGUGGGCGGGCGGCGUGCUGUCACGAGCUGCCGACGUGGCGCGCUACACUUGCCGCUCCUCGCGCAACGCCGCCGGCCCUCCUGUUAACAGUACCACCAAAUUUGCUGUCGAGUAUGAACCAGAAAACAUAACUGUGACGCCGCAAGUGGUAUCCGUCAUAGAGAACAAGAUACCGGGAAAAGUUGUCUGUUCAGCCAAGGGUUUCCCGAUGCCGAGUUACUCAUGGCGACGAGAACUAUCGAGUAAGAACCAGGGCAAGGAGCACAGCAACCGAUCGCUCAUCCUAUCGUCUUCUAACACGCUGCUACUGGGCUCGGUGUCGAGGAGGGAUGGCGGCAAUUACAUCUGUGAGGCGUACAACAAACACGGCUCAGUUAACACGUCGGUGUAUUUAGACGUUAUGUUCGUGCCGGAGUGCGGCAUCAAGCAGAUUGAGAAGGACGGUGAACAACUGCUCGUCUGCACUGCUCACGCAAACCCGGCUGAGGUAUCAUUCAAAUGGAAACUGAAGAAUGACAACGACAGCAUAACGGAUGAGCGCAUCUGGCAGUCGGGGCUGCAGAGCUUCCUGCGGCUGAGCUCCAGCGUCGAGGUGUACCGCACCUACAAGUGCUACGCCAACAACUCCGUCGGAGUCUCCGAACCUUGCGAGAGAGGAGUUGAAGGUAACAAGGUAUGGUGGAGGGAUCAGUAUAAACUCCUGCUGUUCGGUGGCAUUGCUCUCGCGAUCCUGGUAAUCACUGUCAUCCUCUGUAUCAUCAUCAUCUGCAUCUGCAGAAGAAUGAGGGCCAAAUCCAAAUAUAAUAAUCCCGUGGAAUUAGAGGAACGUGAGAAUCCGGAUGGUAGCUGUCUAAAUGAAGUAUCCAUAGCCCAGUCGAUCAUAUCACAAGCUUUGCCCGCUUUAUCGCCGCGCAUCAACCUAUCAUUUAGCCCGAAAUCAUCAGACAGAACCAGACUAGUCGAUUCGCAAAGCUAUCCUCACAAUUUAGAAAUGAACAGAUUUAACGAUAAACCAAAUACUAGCAGCCUCCAAGCAAGUCUCUCACAAUUAGAAGCAACUAUCAAUUCGAAUAAAACAAAAUCUGAUGAAGAAAAUAAAAUUGAAACACCUAAAGCCGAUAUAAGAAAUGAUAAUAAACCACAAACAGUGACAACACCAAACAAAUGGCCACUAAAACCUGGUGUACUAGUCCAUGUUAAUUCUAAUCACACACUUAGUCCAAAGAAUCAAGCACGUCUUCAAAAUAUAAACAAUAUUAAUACAAACAUACCAGUAGAUAAAGGAGAAAGUAAUCUAGGACUAUUAGAAAGAAAUCAAGAAAGAACAGAAAGUAACAAGACACCACCUAAAGUAGAAUAUUCUAAAAAGAAUGGAAAACCUAAAAGACAUUCUAAAAACUUAAUGUCAGGAAUCAUCAGAAAUUUAAGAGGAAUAAACGAUAAUGGCUUAGAUGAAGACACUGGAAAAUACAAGAAAAUCAAUAAAUCAAAUAAGAGAGCCGUUUCGUUAAUGAAUUUGGGUAAGACUGGAUACGGUCUGCCUAAAAAAAGGAUAAGAUCAUUCUUUCAAAGCGAAACCCCGAAUGUGAUAGUUACUGAAGGAGUUGUGUCAUUUAAAAGGCCCGAUAGAAUUACUUCGACAAACAGAGUUGAGACACUAAACGAUGUCAAUUCAAGGAAUACGAGAAAGAGAAAAAAGCCUGGAGAUAGCCCACCUACGAAUGGCGUAGAUAAUGCGGCGAACGGCGGCCUCGGAGCGGACAAUCCCGGUCUCUACGAGAAUCUACCGUUCCACGGCCUACAACAGCCUCCCAACAAGCCUGUACAAGCGAUACAACCAAGAGUUGUUGAAACUAACACAAAACAUGUCAAAGGGAUCGAACAUUUACAAAAACAGUUGACUACAAAUCCAUCGUUCACUCCAAGAGUCGUUUGCCCGCCGUUCAUGCAAAAUUAUACCUUAACACCUCCGCAGAAUGCUCAAUAUCAAGCUUCUUAUGGGAUACCAGUACUAUCACCGAUACAACAAAUGUUUCCUCUACAUCAAACUGUUCUAUUAAACCCUUAUUUACCUCAAAUGCAACCUUCAUACUUAAAACAAUUCCCUACAAUAGAUGAAGAAGUAAGCGAACCUGAAACAAGAAAGUUCAGUUCAUUAAAUACCAGAAAUAAUAAAAAAUUACCGCAUUUUCAAUCAAUGAGAAUAGUAAGAAAACGAAAUAUUGAAAGAUUCUAUCCCAAUACUGUUUAUGGAGAGAAUUUCAAUGAAAUUAAUAACAACAAAAACACAGACGAAUCGGAUAACGACAAAGAUGUAUCGACAAAUGAGGACGCGAUUUAUGCUAAUUAUCCGUCAUUGCUCAAAAUUAAAUCAAACAUAAGCGGUGUAGAGCAAUUUGAAAAUUUAACAGAUUCUAUUCAAGUAUGCGAAGAGACAAAUUAUCAGAUGAAUCGUUCGACUAAUUCUCUAAACGCACCAAUUCCAGCUCCACGAAAAAAACUUUCCCCAUUCAAUUCUCCUUUAAAAUCUGAUCAUGUUUACGUUAACUUGUCAAUGCCUCUCAUCAAUUCAAGACUAAGAUCAUUCGAUGUGGUAGAUGGUCCAGUCAGAUCAUCGAAAUCAGUUGAUGACGUAUCUAAGAUUGAAAAAUUUCCAAUUCGUAACACAAGAAGUAAUUUAACUAUAACUAGAAUUGAUAAUACCAAUAAAGAAACUGAAAGUGAUAUAGAAUCUGAAAGUAAAGAAGAUAAUGGUACAAAUGUAAUUAAAGAUACUCAAAAGCCAAAUAUCGUUGCUGCGACUCCUAAAAGAAGUACAGUAAAUACUUCUAUAACUUUACCGUCAACUUCUCUGGUUAAAUCAGUAGUGAGUCAACUAAACGAUCAAGCGGGUUUAAAUAAAGUUGGAUUACCAAAAAAGCAAGUCAUAAUACCAAACAAAACAUUACAAAUACCAAAACUAGCUGAAAAGCCGAUACCAAAAAAAACUUUAGUUAAGCGUAGUAAUUCUGUCCAAAGUGACUUAAUAAAUAGUGAUAUCGCCCAGAAUACUAACAUACUUCAACAACAAUACAUGCAAAAGCGAAAUCAUUUUACUAACCUAAGCUCAAAAGGGAAAAACAAGAAAAACUUCCAAAUACCUAUACAAAAACAUCAUAGUUUCUGUUACUUUCAACCUAUAAGAGUCGAUAAACGAAUUCCAGUAGACCAAGAACGAUCGUAUAACAACACAAUAGGUCCUGUUAUAUACCAAACUGGAGAUGUACAAUAUUACACUAAGACAUUAAACAGAACGAGAGAGAAGAACAGUCAAAAAUUAAAUCGUUUAAAGAAAUCAGAAAGCUUAAGAGAGAAAUUAUCUUGCGUCGGUAUCUACGAUAACUACGAGAAGCCAAAUUACCCGGAACCCGAAUACAAUGAAUCUGAAAGAAAAUCCUACUUGCAAUUGUUAAAAGGGAACUACAUAUCUAGUUCAUCGAGAAAUAUAAACCCUGAACAUAUUUGUAGCUCCAAUUUUAAUACUAUGGGUCCCAAAGAUGAAAGAUCUAAACAUAAAAAAUUAGUUUACGCUGAUCUAGCACUAGGUAAUCAUAAUUUAAAAUUUAAAAAUACAGUAAAUUCUAAUAAACAUUUAUACGAUACGUACUCUAUAGGGAAUACUGAUAAGGAUAGCAACAGUAGUCUUAAGAACAAUGUAGUCAGCAGUCAGAGGAAAAACAACCAAAGAAGCGACUACGCUACGCUAAAAUUCAACGAGAUCGACGUCUGAGAGGGCCGCUUUGCCAAGAGUGACACGUACAUUUAUUAAAUCUAAGCCAUUCAGACCUGAAGACCAAUUCGUGUACGCAGACGUCGACCUCAAGGACUACGGGCCAAUUAACUACAAGGCAGCCUCAAUCUACGCUCAGAUGAAGAAAGUUAAAGAACAACAGAAGAUGCAAGAAA